This is a messenger RNA of Dalotia coriaria, 1798 nucleotides long. Its product is annotated as zinc finger protein 350-like. Gene Ontology annotation, cellular component: chromatin; PcG protein complex; transcription regulator complex. Gene Ontology annotation, biological process: regulation of transcription by RNA polymerase II. NCBI's taxonomy places the organism in Eukaryota, Metazoa, Arthropoda, Insecta, Coleoptera, Staphylinidae. The record is from RefSeq and is a predicted model, not a curated record. Gene Ontology annotation, molecular function: DNA-binding transcription factor activity, RNA polymerase II-specific; RNA polymerase II cis-regulatory region sequence-specific DNA binding.
AUGUUUGCAGAGCAAUCAAUUUAAUUCCAUAUCAAUGGAUAGUCAAGAAACAUGUCCACAGUGUGCGGGCACACUCUCGAAUGGACCGACUCGUUUAGUACAAGACAAUUGUGGGCAUAAAAAAUGCAGGCUGUGCCUUCUAAACGAUGAAGACUUCUGUAAGCAAUGCUCCUUGGAAUUUCCAGACCACACUCCACUUCAUGCUCAAAUUGAUUGCCAUACAGCAGUCAUUACCUACCAGAAAAAGUCUGACAAUGAGGUUGAUGAUAAACUAAAUAAAGUUAUAAUCAAGCAGGAGCAGCUUGAUGCAGAAGUGCCAGAUGUGCCUGAACCAGACAAACCAGAAGGAACAGGCCUUAAUAAAACUAAUAAAUUAACCACAAGCAAAAUUUUAUCUGUACAGCACAUUAGUUUCGAUUCAGUUAAACAGUUGUAUACAUGCAGCUUUUGCAACAAAAGCUUUACAGGGAAAUCUAAAGUGAAAUAUCAUAAAUAUUGUAAUGGAGAGAAGCGUCCGCACGUUUGUGAUAUCUGUAAUCAGGGUUUUAUAGCAAAGUCGCACUACACCGCUCAUUUAUUAACGCAUCAAAAGUUGAAACCGUAUAAAUGUACAGCAGCUGGAUGCGGAAAAACAUUUUCAGAGCGCAGUAAACUAAACAGGCAUCGCUCUACUCAUGGCACUAACAGACCGUUUAUUUGCCAGGAGUGUGGUAAAUCAUUUAAAAUUAAAGAAAAUCUGCGAACGCAUUGUUUGAUUCAUAAAAAAGAGAAACCAUACGCAUGCACUGAGUGUGAUUUACGAUUUAGUCAUUCUUCUAAUUUAAAGAAACAUUUAGCUGUGCAUACAAGUGAGAAAGCACAUAUGUGUGACCAAUGUGGAAAACGUUACAAAUUAAAAUGGGCGUUAACUCUCCAUCGCAGAGUUCACGCUAAAACGCGUCCUAAUAAAUGUUCAACAUGUCACAAAGCCUUCGUCCACCUUAAAGACUUAGCUCGCCAUGAAUUAAUUCACGCGGAGAGCAAAGGUUUUCGAUGCGGUAUUUGUUCCUCGACGUUCAGACGAAAAGACAAUCUGAAUCGCCACGCACGUAAUACUCAUCCGGGAAAGAAACCGCAAAUUAUCAAAUGUGUAGAUACACCGAACGCAAUCAAAGUUAUCACUUCACAGCCACCAGCGCCUACGAUAACUAAAACAGUCAAAACGGAAACUAUUCCAUCAAUGCCUGAUAAAUCAUUGCAAAAGGAUGUAACUCCAGUUGUGAAGUCUCAUCCAGUGCAACCAGUACAUGUGCCAGUAAAACUUGCAUUUAAAACAUUGUCAUUCAGGAGAGAUUAUAAAAUUAACAAUGAUUUUGUCGAGUCGAAACCAGAUCAUGUAAGUAUCUACGAAAAAAUCCUCAAACCCAGGAGUGAUAUACAACGCACGUCAACUGUAACAACUAAUACGAGAAAUGACUCGGAAAUAACCAAAGAAAGUGCGAGUGUCUUUGAGCAGACUAUUCUUACACCGUUUAACGCUCCGCCGCAUUACGAAACAUCGUUUGACAAUAAACAACACGCAGUAAUCAAGAACAUCAAGUUCAAGCUGCCUGAUAAGUAUACAAAUCUGAACACCACGAGCAAGAAAUCCAUGAUGCCGGAUGGUAACAUCGCAACUACGUCAGUUAUAGUUAACACAACAGGUAACCAACAGACAGUCUAGUAUCAACCAAAUAUGAAAUUUUGUAAUAUUAAUAUUUUAAAUAUUUAAAUAUUUUCAAUACAAAUACAACAAAUUAAAUAUUUAAUGUAUAUAUGA